Ipomoea nil (Japanese morning glory) is the source of this 1372-nucleotide messenger RNA. Its product is annotated as manganese-dependent ADP-ribose/CDP-alcohol diphosphatase. The coding region runs from base 152 to 1111 and encodes 319 amino acids. The transcript is spliced from 2 exons. Lineage: Eukaryota; Viridiplantae; Streptophyta; Magnoliopsida; Solanales; Convolvulaceae. Gene Ontology annotation, molecular function: ADP-ribose diphosphatase activity; CDP-glycerol diphosphatase activity; 2',3'-cyclic-nucleotide 2'-phosphodiesterase activity. The record is from RefSeq and is a predicted model, not a curated record.
AGCUGUUCCCGUCCUCUGACAUUUUCCUCUCGUCCAGACUCCCCAUCGCUUACUGCACCCGCAAUUCACCCACCCAGACGCCGAGCAGUUCUUGGUUCUUCAGAUUCGCCGUAACUAAACUGUGUAUUUAGGAAUCUUUUACUGGUUGGCAAUGGGAUCUGGGAAUGGCAUUGUGAGUGCAAACUUUAAGCAUCCGCUUCUUUCAUUUGGAGUUAUAUCAGAUGUCCAGUACGCUGAUAUUCCCGAUGGUCGUUCAUUCCGUGGUGUUCCAAGGUAUUAUCGACAUAGCUUUCUCGUGUUGCAGAGAGCUGUGCAGAAAUGGAACCAGCAAAAGCAUAACUUUGUGCUGAAUUUUGGAGACAUUGUGGAUGGAUUUUGCCCGAGAAACCAGUCUCUGACUGCUGUGAAGAAACUUGUUGAUGAAUUCGAUAGGUUCGAGGGCCCAGUGUAUCAUAUGAUUGGGAAUCAUUGCCUUUACAAUCUUCCCCGUGACGAAUUGCUUCCCCUGUUAAGGGUUCCUGGUUAUGGUGGCUAUGCUUAUUAUGAUUUCUCUCCGAUUCCAGAAUUUAGAUUCGUAAUUCUUGAUUGUUAUGAUAUAAGUGCCAUUGGUUGGCCUAAGGAUCACCCGAAUACAUUGAAGGCCUUAAAAUUACUUGGCGAGAAAAAUCCCAAUCUGGAUAAGAACAGUCCAGAUGGGCUGGCGGGAUUGGAGAGAAGGUUUCUGAUGUUCAAUGGAGCAGUUGGGAACGAACAAUUGGAAUGGCUUGAUCGCGUUCUUCAGGAGGCCACGAAGGCGAACCAAAAGGUAAUAAUUUGCUGCCACCUGCCUUUAGAUCCCGGUGCAUCAUCCAACGAAGCGUUAUUAUGGAAUUACAAUGAAGUCAUGGAUGUGAUAUAUAGAUAUAAUUGUGUCAAGGUCUGUCUAGCCGGACAUGACCACAAAGGCGGUCACUCCAUUGAUUCCCACGGAAUUCAUCAUCGGGUCCUCGAAGCAGCCCUCGAGUGCCCUCCUGGGACAGAUGCCUUUGGAUAUAUCGAUAUUUUUGAUGAUAAGUUAUCUCUUUUUGGAACUGAUAGAAUGAAGACUACCGAUAUGAUCUUCUCUCCCUGAGCUAGUAUAUAUAUAUAUACACCUUCUGAAAAUUCAGUUUCUGGAGUUUACCAUCUAGUCUUGGUUGAGAGGAAGAGAGAGAGAGAAAGAGAGAGUAACAUUUAGAGGGAUUCCCAUGCCAUUGAAUCCUUCUUAUACUCCAGAUGCAAUUGCUCUUCUGGAUACAUUAACUCGCAUGUUAUCUUGUCUUUUUUUACUGUCCUGUUCUUCAACCCAACAUCAUAAAUUCAUAAUAUAUACUAUUUCUUUUUAUUAUACUCA